Molecule: messenger RNA, 4205 nt
Organism: Triplophysa rosa
Lineage: Eukaryota; Metazoa; Chordata; Actinopteri; Cypriniformes; Nemacheilidae
Gene: s100p
Product: calcium-activated potassium channel subunit beta-2
Exons: 6
Coding region: 1672-2457 (261 amino acids)
Biological process (GO): potassium ion transport; detection of calcium ion
Cellular component (GO): membrane; voltage-gated potassium channel complex
Molecular function (GO): calcium-activated potassium channel activity; potassium channel regulator activity
Source: RefSeq, a predicted model, not a curated record
UUUCUUUCUGUCUCUCGGAGUUUCUGGUCUUGUUUUUCAACUGUCAUGAUUUUUAUCUGGUGAUAUUUUGGUUAGUUGAUUUCUUCUCUCCAAAGGAUAUGGUUAGGAAAGCAGUGUUUUAAGAUAAGGGCCUCAGAAAAUAGUUUUCAGAAUUAGCGAAAAGUUGGGUUCAAUUUUUAAGUUGUUUUUACCCAAAGUCAAGUAUGAAAAACUAAUGAUUUGUAUAAAAUUCAUGCCUCAUUUAUUUUUAGUGUGUUUUCAAAACAACCAGACCUUCCCGCCAACCAAGUUACUUCCUGUAUUUGUCUAUAAACUUGUUUUUAUUAUUUGAUGUUGAAUGAUUAUUUGUGGGAUUUUUUGGCAUUUAUUAACAUUUAAAACAAAAAGCAUUUAGAUUUACAGACUCACGUGCAAGUUGAAGGCUAAGCACUAGAUGGCAGAGUAAUUCAAAAAAGCUUUGUCCCCUGAGUCCUCAAGGUCUCUUUAGUGUAUCUGUCUAAAAAAUCAUUGCACUUAAUAGAGAGCACGUUCCAGAAAUGUAUCAAAUGCAGGUUAGGAAAAAAGACUUUGUUUAUUUCAUUUUAUUCUAUAUUUCUUUUGAUGACUGACGUUAACAGCAGUCCAAACUGAGACCUUAUUGAAACAAUAUUCUUUAUAUUGAGUUGCAGCUAUAAAUAAAUAAUUACAAUAAAUGUACUUUACAAAAAAGGAAUACUUUUAAUUAUGAUUAUUAAUUUACUCUUGAAGCACAUCGAGCUGAUUCUCUUCUGUUUACAGUAUGGCAACAGUACAAGAAAAGUAUCAAAAAAGGUUUCGCCAUUGUUACAGUCCCAAGAACCCAAAUCUGGUGCUAUUUAAACCCAUGUUUUAAGAGUAUACUUAAAGGGAUGGUUCACCCAAAAAUGAAAAUUGUCAUGAAUUUUCAACCUCAAGUUGUUCCAAAAAUCUCUUUGUUCUGUUGAAUACAAAGAAAGAUAUUUGGAAAAAUGUUAGCAACUGAGAUUUCUGGGGCACCGUUACCAUUAAAAUGGUUGUCAAAGGUGCCCCACUGGUUGUAUGUUUUGUGUUCAACAGAGCAAAAGAAAUAUACAAUAAUUCUUUCUACUAUGGUAGUCAAUGGUGCCCCAGAUAUCUCAGUUGCUAACAUUCUUCCAAAUUUAUUUUUUUGUGUUCAACAGAACAAAGAAAUUUAUACAGGUUUGGAACUACUUGAGUAAAUGAUGUCAGAAUUUUCAAUUUUGGGCAAACUAUCCUUUUAACAGAUCUGCUCACUUUCCAGAGAAUUAGACGUGCUGUCACUGCCAGGAGUUGUGUGUCUGUGUGUGUAUUGACAUACAGAUACUUGUUGACUAAUUUUAAGCAUGACAGAGCAAGUGAGUCUAUUGUGCCUGCCACUCUUGUUUCACCAGCAGCCAUCUGAAACAUUUUGAGCACACAGGCUUAUACUCAGAGUUAACACGUCUCUGAAGCUCAUGGUGCUCCUCACAAUCAGGCUUAACCAAUAGAACAUCUGCAGAAAACUUUAAACUGUCGCUGACAGGUACAGUCGCCUAGUGGGAAUUAAAUCAUUGACUGGUCAAGUCUAAAGAGAACGAAGACAACUGAAGGUCAUCCCAGCAGGGCUUUACGAGUUCUUCACAGAGAGCUGCACACAGUGGAUUAACUGGAAGAAUGUUUCUAUGGGCUGGAAGCAAAGGAGCUCAAGGAUCAGGAAGUGGGAGGAGGAGCAUUUAUCAUAAGAUCCGUGAGUAUGAUAUUUUGGAGAAGAGGAGGACGGUGACCGCACUGAAAGCUGGAGAGGACAGAGCCAUUCUUUUAGGCCUCAGCAUGAUUCUCUUUUCAGCCAUGAUGUACUUUGUGUUGGGCAUUACAAUGGUGCGCUCAUACUCAGACAGCGUUUGGACAGGAGAGUCAAACUGCACAGUGCUGAACUCUAGUGUAGUUGCUGAAGUUAACUGUAGCUACAGUUGUGGCUCAGAAUGCCGGAAGAGCUCCAGGUAUCCGUGUCUUCAGGUAUACGUCAGUCUGAACUCCACCGGCAGGGUUCUGAAACUCUCCCACAACGAAGAGGUCUAUGAGGCCAACCCUGAGUGUUUUUAUAUCCCAAAAUGUCGCAAGGAUCACACGCUGAUGAACACCAUCGUGAUGAACAUCUCAGAGCGGCUAAAGACGCACACGCAGGUUUCGUGUUACUACGACCCUUCUGAGCAGCACGACGCCGUUCUCCUGACGCGUCUCUAUGGCCGGCGGGCCAUCGUGAGCUCUCUCCUCUGGCCCACGUGCACGCUGGUGGGAGGCAUGCUUAUCAUCGCAAUGGUGAAGCUCACUCAGUAUCUGUCAUUCCUGUGCGAGCAGAUCGGUCGUAUCAAAAGGAUGGGGCUGUACUCUCUAACAGGAAACUCUCAAGGCAUGGUCAGCUCUCGGAAGUAUAACGGCGGCAUCCAGGACGGGGUUUAAACGCGACAGAGGAUGUCACCGUACACAUAUUAGUCAACAGACACAGAAACUAGCACAUGAGAAUCGAGGUGUUUUGGCUCGCGUGGUCUUCCUCUGACCCCCAAUCGGCUCUGUUAAUCUAUUCAGGUUGUGUUGGCUCAGCAGAUCCCCUAGUGGUCGUAGUUUGAAUUUCCUAACUUCUUUUGAAACUCAAGGAGCAAAAUAUACAAUCUUGUUGUGGGUGUCGAUUACAUUCGCUGACCACCCGACCGCAGUGACUUAAUUCCAAGAAGGCUGAAUCGACCGGCACUGAUGUAAUCACAGAAAUGAAAGUAGCCUGCAUACUUCCAUCAGCUGCUGUAUGUGACUGCUGGCAUUCGUGGCUAUUUGAUAAACACUUCUCUUAAAACCAAAGGUCAUUUUGUUAAGUGCUACUAAUAUGUGUCUUCUCACUGCUGAGUGCUUUUUUGUGAAAAAUCCAGUAGUAAACCACUUUAGCAAACUGUUAAAGUUACGGUGUGAAUGAGCAAAAGCUCAGCAGGUGUGUUCCAAAUACUAGUGAGUUGUCUACCUAGACAGCGUUUUAAGGAAUCGUAGGCAAUUCAUGUUUUUUUAUAUUAGAGUAUAGAGUAUUGUAUUGAUACUUUGGUUAUUAGCAGCAUGCUAACUUUAAGCCACAUUGUUUUCUAUUGAUGCCAAGUCAACGAUGCGGACUGCUUGUGUGGUAUUCACCCCAAUAUUCUGUCAUCAUUUAUUUACCCUCGUAUCAUUCAAAACCUGACUUUUUCUUUUGUAGAACAUAAAGGAAGAUUUUUCUGAAAUGUCCAUAUAAGUCAAUAGGGCCAGUGUUGUUUGGUUACAGACAUUCUUCAAAAUAUCUUCUUUUGUGUGCUGGAGAAGAAAGAAGGUCACACAGGUUUGGAAGGACAUGAGGGUGAGUUCAUGAUGACAGAAUAUUCAUUUUUGAGUGAACUAUCACUUUACAUCACAUUAACACAGGCAGUAGGUAUAGCUCACAAGGUUUGGGAGCAAUGCUUGUAGGUUUACUGUUGAAUUAGUGCUGCACACAUUUUUAUAGCGUUUAUGGGCAUACAGUGCAAAGCGGUUUGUAGCAUUUUCACAUCAACUGUGAAAAUGAAUCUGUUUAUCACAGAUCUGCAUUCUGUAUGUAUUGUUACAUGGUUACAAUGAACUGGUUUUAUGUUAAGAAGUAUCCUUAAAUCAUACGUUGUUUGUAGAUGUUUGAUGUAUUUUUGUCUCUCUCAAACACAACAGGAUAACUGAAUGAUGUUUAGGAUUUUGCACAGAAAGAAUCAACAGUGCCUCAUUUUUACAGCGAAUGAAUAAAAACAGUAAAAGCCUCCUGGUCAGCUAACAUUAUUUGAAACAUACUAAACAUGCUAAGAAUCACAUGCACCUUUUCUAUGAUUUACAAUUCGGUAACACUUUACAGCAAUGUUUCAUUAGCAAAUGCAUUAUGAACUUACAAUGAACGACAUACAUUGUUACAACAUUUAUAAAUCUGCGUUAAUGCAAGUUCAUUGUCCAUUAACUAAUGUUAACAGAUAUAACUUUUGAUUGAAAUUGUUAGUAAAUGUUUAAAUGAACUUCAAGAAUAGUAAAUGCUGUAAUAAGUGUGUCAUUGUUUGGUAGAAGUUACUACUAUUAAGAAAUGGAACCUUAUUGUAAAGUGUUACCAACAAUUUUGUUCGUCCUGUCAUGAAAUUUUCCCUCCUGUAAGUUUUAUAUAUGUCCAAAGCUGUCAAUAU